Pectinophora gossypiella (pink bollworm) is the source of this 5315-nucleotide messenger RNA. RefSeq names its product ceramide transfer protein (gene cert). Gene Ontology annotation, molecular function: phosphatidylinositol-4-phosphate binding. Lineage: Eukaryota; Metazoa; Arthropoda; Insecta; Lepidoptera; Gelechiidae. Gene Ontology annotation, cellular component: Golgi apparatus. The record is from RefSeq and is a predicted model, not a curated record. The transcript is spliced from 12 exons. The coding region runs from base 166 to 1839 and encodes 557 amino acids. Gene Ontology annotation, biological process: ER to Golgi ceramide transport.
AAAUAAUUUAAUUGUCUAUGAUUUCUUGUAACGAACGACCGAAUGUCAACGAGUUUUUCUCAAUAUUUUGUUGUUGUAAAAUCACGUAUAAAUUAUUUUUGUCUUUUUUCCAUUUUUGUAAAUAAUUUUCAUGUUGAUAAGUGAGAUAUAUGUGAGCAAAUAAACAUGACGGAGGAAAAUAUAACUGUAAGCGAUAAUUCUGACUUGGACGAGGGCGGAAAUCCCGAACUCCGUGGAUACUUGAGCAAAUGGACAAAUUACAUUCACGGAUGGCAGGACAGGUUUAUUGUUUUGAAGGAUUCUACUUUAUCAUACUACAAGAGUGAACUAGAGAGUAAUCUUGGUUGCCGUGGUGCCUUAUGCUUGAAGAAAGCCAAAGUCAAGCCUCAUGAAUUUGACGAUUGCCGAUUUGAUGUGUCGGUCAAUGACUGUGUGUGGUACCUGAGGGCAUCAAAUCCUGAGGAGAAACAGCAAUGGAUUGAUGUCUUGGAGUCAUUCAAGGUGGAGUCAGGGUAUGGAACCAGCUCAGACAGCAGCUCGAAUGGAGGCGGGUUGCGGCGGCAUGGGUCUGUCACAUCACUGCAAUCUACCGGCUCACAUGGCCGAACAAGCCGCCGGUUAGCCGAGAAGAUAGCCGAGCUGGACACGUACGGCGAACUGCUCGGCAAGCAAGCAGCCCAACUGCAGCAGUACUUCGACAUGUGCGUCGCUGCCUAUCCUCAUAUAAGCGACGAGGUCACUGAGGCCAUCGACGCGGUCACCAUCGCUGAUGGGAACGACCUGCGCCUCCACACAGGAGAGGUCCGCGCGACAAGUGCCUCCUUCAAAGCUACAUGCGGCGCCACCCUGUCUACCCUGCAACACUGCGCCGAGCUGCUGCGCCGGCGCGAGAAGCAAGUCAGGCAGGCUGAGGAGCUGUAUAUGACACUAAAAAACCAGUUGGUAGAGGCAAGGAUUGCUUCUAAACCAGGACCCGACCAUGAGGAGGGCCCGCACUCGACGUUGCCCGACGACGAGUUCUACGAUGCAGUGGAGAGUGGCUUCGACAAGAUGGAGGAAGAGAGGUGCGCGCGCGUGGCCGCCCCACCGGCGCGGGCGCAGCACACGCGCGACCAGGUGGAGCUGCCGCCGCCGCACAUCGACAACCGCCUCACCGUGCACCCGCUGUGGCCGGAGAUCGACAGGAUAUCCACAGAACAGAUUCAAGCGGCGUUCGAGGAUGUCGGCGGAGAGGUCGGUUGGCAGUUGUUUGCUGAAGAAGGGGAUAUGCGCAUGUAUAGAAGGGAGAUGGAGGUAGACGGCAUGGUGAUGGACCCACUGAAGGCUAUGCACAAGGUGCGCGGUGUAUCAGCCCGCGAGAUGUGCCACUACUUCUUCAACCCUCGGUACCGAUAUGAAUGGGAAACGACCUUGGAAAACAUGACGAUAGUAGAGGAGAUAUCGUCAGACACGAUGGUGUUCCACCAGACGUUCAAGCGCAUCUGGCCGGCGUCGCAGCGGGACGCGUUGUUCUGGUCGCAUGUCCGCGCCUCCUCGGACGAUACUUACGCUGUCACCAACCAUUCUACCACCAAUUCGGAUUAUCCGUCAAACACAGGCGCGUGUAUCCGGCUGUUCGUGACGGUGUGCCUCGCCUGCCGCAGCACGGUCCCGGCCGGACAGGCGCCCACCCGCCAGAACAUUACUACCAGCAUCGCCUACUGCAGUACAGUGAACCCAGGCGGCUGGGCGCCGGCCGGCGUGCUCCGCGCGGUGUACAAGCGCGAGUACCCGAAGUUCCUCAAACGGUUCACCAGCUACGUCGUGGAGCAGUGUCGGGACAAACCCCUGGCCAUCUAGCGCCGGCCGCAGCCACCACCGCCGCCAGAGUAGUGGACACACCAACCCUGUGCUUGGGUAAACAGUUUUACGAUGGUAAAUUCGAUAAAAAAAGGUUAUUAUAUUAGCGAAUCCAUCCUGCGCGACGCGUCAAGGUCACGGGCUACGCGAUCGGGAUUGUGCGGUAACCAUGGUAACGACGAUCUAAUGACGGACUUCUUAGGCUACGUUCUCCAAAAUUAAUAUAGAUGGCGCUGUCGACGUGAUAAUUACCUAUUUUCUAUACUCGGGUGCAUAAUUAUUCAAGAAUACAAUGUAAUGGCAGAAGCACAUCAUCACCAGCCCAUUAACGUCCCCACUGCAGGGGCACGGGCCUUCCCUAUGGAUAGAUAGGGAGAUAGGGCCUUAAACCACCACGCGGGCCCAGUGCGGAUUGGUGGUUAUUAACGACUGCUAAUACAAUAGAAAUAAUAGAAAUGUAAUUGUAACCCGAGCAAUGGAAAAAGUAGGUAAUUAUCACGUUAAACUUGUACAACGCCGUUUAUUUUGUUUUUGGAGAACAGGCUACGUUCUACGAAAGUAUCUCAUUUAGUUUUGUUGCACUGCCGUGCUUUGGCUAUUUGCUAAUAUCAAAACUAUCAUAUAUCUGUUAUAAACAUAAACAGUCUACAUACGUCCCACUGCUGGGCACAGAUCCCUUAAUCAACAGGAGGGGGUAUGGAGCAUACUCCACCACGCUGCUCCACUGCGGGUUGGUUCUUUCCUAUGCCUCAGGCAUAUUUGUAUUUAGUAUUAAAGGGUGUAUAUCGGACUGAGACGCCGAAUUCUUUAAGUCAUAAACGUAUUAAUGGUGGCCUGUAAGUGACCUUUCGUUGUUCUAAGCUGGAAUGUAUUAUGUCGGAUGUGCGUUUAAAAAAAUAAUACAUUUAAAAUUAACGAAAAUAGUUCGCGGAAAUGUGAAAAGUUACCUUGAAAUAUAAUACAAAACGUGUGUAUGAAUAACAGUCAUAUUCCGUUUAACAUAAAACAAAAAGUCUGAAAAUAUGUUAAAACUAAAACAGAUAAUAUAGUCUCACACAGAGUAUUUACAUAAAAUAUGUUAUCUUGGUUAAUGAAAGUUACAUCUGUCCUCGUUUCACUGCACACACGUCGUGACAUAUAUACAGCUUAUCAACGCCGCCUGGUGGUGUUAUCGGUGUAUUUAGUAUUACGAGUUAUAGGGCUUUGAAGAUAGUACAGUCAUACGAGUCUGGGAAUUUGACCCGAGUUUAAUAGAAUAAAUUAGACCUAAAUUCGUUACAGACGGCAAAGAUACUGUAAUGUUUUAAGAUAACCAUCGUAACGCUCAAGUGCGAGCCAUCUAUCGUGUGGGUUACGAGGUCAAUGACCAACCUCAUCAAUCCUGGUGUCAGGAUUACUAUUGAGUCGCCAAAGGUCCCUAACCAGUCUUAUGUAACUAUAUACUUAAGUAAAUCGACCAAUCGAACGAUCAAUCGAUCGAUCGAUUGGGAUCGAUUUUCGAUUGCUGAACGUGCCCUCUGAAACACGGAACAAGUCGAGUGUCGAUUUGUUUUAUCUUACUUUCCGGCGAUCGGGUAAUCAACGCGCACUGUUCUAACCAAAGUAGAAAUUAAUCGAGUGUGGUGUGAGUGAGUAAGAAUUAUGAUGCUCUUGCACUGUUUUCCAAAAUACAAUAAAAAUAUAUAUUAUUUUCGCCGUCUGUGAACGUAUUUCUUUGAUGUAAAAGUUUGUUGAAUCGGGUCCUUUUUCCGGGUAAGUGUUGCUGUCUAUAUGUACUAUGUCAAACGCAGAAUUAUUUACUUGUAUCUCGCUUCCUAAUAAGCUACUAAGGAGUCGAGACGCGAUAGACGUAUUCUGAAAGUAUUCUUAUAAAAAGGUAAGUAGAAGAGUAAUAUCGUUGUCGCCGACAACGUGGUUUCCUAUAUUGUAUAACAUAAAAUAAUGAUAUGCACGUAUUUAGCUAUUAUAUUUGGUUUAAUAUUUAAUAUAUAAACGGUCCACCUUAUUAUACUAAAGAUGCAACACUAUUUAUGUACAUAUGUACCAUUGAGUAGGUCUUGUUGAGGUUUAGAAAUACUAGAGUUGUUAAAUAUGAGUGUAAAUUAUUUAACGAAUAUUAAUAUGCUAAAUUCUAAAAUAUGGUAUGUGUGAGGGGCGUAGAUGUUUUGAUCUGUUUAUAGAUAGUCCGCUUGAACUUUGUGAUACUUACAGUAAACAUAAUAGAUAUUAUUUAAUGGAAGUCUUAGAAGGCAUUCUACUAAGGAUACUAUCAACCCACUACAAACUAUAGGUAUUAGAAGACUAUAAUAUGAAAAGUAUCUAAAACUUAUAUUAUCUUAACUAGUCUUUUAGAGCGUUGAUGGUACCCUGUGCCGACUAAAAUACCAAUUUUUAAUCAGACGAGAUAAAAAGCCCACAUUGAAUCAAUUCAUCUAAAAAAGAAUGUUGAAGCAAUUCAUCUUAUAAAGAAUGUGCUUUUUCACUAUUGUUGACAUUGCGCAUUUACUUCUAUAAGCGCAAAUGUCUGAGGCAUAUUGUUUUUUUUAGAUUGUUUCAAUGUUUUGUUUUUAAUCUCUCUGAUUAAUCAGCUAUUAUGUGCUGUCGAGCUAUAAUAAAUAUAGAAGGGUAGAUGCAGACAGACAUGCAGACAUGUAAAAUAAUAAAAUAAAUCUUAUAUGUGAUUGUUGGACCAAUUCCAAUAUUAAAAAACUCUUCUAUAUUUAUUAUAUAUCGUCUCUAACUAAAAUGUAUCGUAAAAAUUCAAAUACGAACAUCAAGUGGUACUUAUAAGGUGCAAAAUAGAUGUUUGCACGGGUAAGAAGUGAUCGAUGUGUUCAGUUAGUUAGGUUCGCUGUUCUCACUGUAUCAAGUAGUACUGACGUAUAGGAACAGGGUGGAAUAAAUUGUAUAUUUAUUUUACCACUAACAUCACUGACCAAUAGUGUAGUUUGGAUUUUACAAAUAGAAAUGUGAGAAUUAUUAAAACAUACAUGUUAUUGACAAGGAAUAAUGCUUUUCCUGUCGUAUUUGCAGCGAUAUUUAAAUUUGGUAAAAUCUAAACUAUGCUAAUUCGUACAUCCGUCAUAUUAGAUUAUAUUUUCGAAAAAAGAACCUGUACUGACCACGUACACAGUACGAAUAUCCGAAAUCUCUAAUUGGUACUAUGGUAUUUUUAUUAAAUUAAUUAUUAUAAUAGAUACUCUACUCACGCAGGAUUAUAAUUCUUUUCAUUCCAACUCUAUACAGGAACAUUACUGAAGUUAAGCGUAUAUUUAUGUGAAGUACUUCUAAAAAUUGUACAGGAUAUCGUAUUUAUUUAUCAUUUGAAUUGUCUCAAAACAUAAAGUAAAAGGUAGUAUAAUAUAUUGAGGUAUAUAAACUGCAUUUAUAAAAACGCAAUGUUGGAAUUGUAAUUAGUUAUACAAUGUAAAAUAUGUUUUUUAAUUAUUGUUUAUAAUAAAAUGUUUUAUUAUGGA